CUUAAAAUACAGCCCUAUCUAUCGGUUGCACGUAGUAAGAUUCAAGAAAUAGUUCGUAUCAAUUUUACAACGUUAGUCAUGAUAAGAUGGAUAAAAGCGCCUUCGAAUUUCAAUUCAAUUCCAACAACAAUAUUAAUAAUGUGAUCACAAGAUCACUGAUCAUCAAAUUCAAGAUCAUGAAGAUCGUCUUCGAUCCGUGAUCUUUAACAAUCAGAGAUGCACCGCGGGGUCCGUUUUACAAUUAUUUGAUAAGGAGGCAAAUGUUGUUUUGACUAAAGGAAAUUUGUAUUCGAUUUGUCUGGAGAGACAAAAAAAAAAAAUGUGUCUAAACCACACAGCAUCAGAUAGAUAUUUUUAAUUUUUCAGAUUGUUCAUGUGUGAUAACAUAAUGAUGUCUCAUGAUUUAUUCACAUGAACAGCCAAAUUUUGUCCUUACUGAUAUUCAUCUAUUGCCAGUAUUUCUGUCUGAAUGUACAAAUAAACAAAUAACCAAUCCAUUUUAGAUGAAAUGGAAGCCAAUGCAAUGGACCAAGAAAAACAAUCAUUGAUGAACAUAUUAGAAUCAUUGGAUCUGGGUUCAUCUGAAAUUGAUGACGCAGAAUUCAAUAUUCCUAAAGUUAAUGACAUUCCAACUGUAGAAAGUAUACUAAACGAUGAAAAUUUAUCCUUAAUGAGUGAAGAUGAUCUGACUGUCUAUCAGAACAAAUUAAAAGUACCAUGGUAUGAUUCAGGAGCUGAUUCUGCUUCAUUAGGUAGUUCUUGUAGCAAUCGCUUACUCAUAGAAAAAUUACCCAAAAGUUUAAGUAUAAAAUCAGAUCCAGGACGGAUUUUACGCCAUACUGUUUUAAAGCCUGUAUCUAAUCAAAUGCAAUCAUUUUGUGAUCGAUUUAAUGCUGGACAACCUACUGCUAUUAAAUAUUCACUUCUCAUUUCCAUUGGUACUACCAAAGGUUUUAUGAUUUUAUUUGAUUCCUCACAAACAUUCCUAUGGUAUCAUGAAGCAGUGGACUGUGGUGCAGUAUCAGCUAUAGAUUUUAACCAUGAUUGUUCUAGACUAUUAGUUGGAUACAUUAAUGGAACAAUAAUAAUGUUUGAUUCGUCUUCUACUACUUGCAAAACAUUACGAGUUAUGAAUGAUGCUCAUACUCCAGACACUGCAGUAUUACAUCUAAAGUUUACAGAUUUACCUAAUUUAGCUGUUGUAAAUGAUAGUGCUGGUUCAGUUUUUGAGUUAAAUUUCAAAAGAAAUUUUGGCAUACGAAGUGUGGAACCAAAAUGUUUGUUUUCUGGCGGUCGUGGAAGAGUAUGUUGUAUUGAACCAUUGUUAUUCAAUCAAUUGUCUAGCCAUCCUAUGAAUGGAUAUAUAAUAAUUGCAAUGGCAACUUUAUCAAAAUUAAUUAUUGUAACAAUUCGUCCAAAUACUGAAUUAUUAUUAUCACAAAAUAUAAUUUCCUCACGUCCAUGUUUACCUCUAUUAUCUUGGCAAUUUGUAAUUAUACAAUUUAAUAAAACAACAAAUUCAAGUCACAAAAUAAUGGAUCCAGUAUUAGCUUUUACACGAGACGAUACAGUUUACUUUUAUCAGGUCAAUAUGAAUGACCAAGAUUGUCUUUGUUGUUGUACUUUACAAAAAAUAACAUUACCAUACACAAUUCUUGCAUGUAGCUGGAUGAAUGCUCGCACAUUAUUGACUAUGGACUCAUCUGAAAAAGUGUAUCUUGUUGAUGUUCGUGUUGGAGAUGAAAUGGAAUGUUCAGAUGUUUUGAACAUUUCAUUAGUCUAUACUUCCAGUUAUUAUGAUGGUAUAGAUAGUCAACAUUUAGAUAUAUGUUGUUAUAGUGCAGUUCAUGGUUAUAAUAGUCAAUUAAUAUUAUUAGGCAAGAAAAAUAUUCACAUUAUAAGUAUUAGAAGUUGGAUUGAACGUUUAGAUAGUUUGACUGAUAAAAAACUUUUUGGUGAUGCAUUACAAUUAGGUGUUGAUUUUUUGGAAGAAAGAGGCAAAGCUGUUCUUGGCCUUAGAGGCACACGAGCUCAUAGACAUAGAAUUGUAAAGGAAAAGGUUAUUGACAUAGUAUCUCUUUAUAUUGAGUCAAUGGUUGAUAUGAAUAAUUCUACAAAUUAUAAAGAAGGUAUUCCAAUUGUAUUUGAUAUAUGUGUGCAUUUGCAAAAAACAGAUCUAUUAUUUGAUCGUUUAUGGGAUGGAAUAGAGUCAAUUGAAUCUGCUUAUAAAGUAUAUUUGGAUUGUUUAAAGAAUUAUUUAUUCGAAGGUCAAUUUGAUGAAGUGCCAACAGUUAUAGUUCAAAAGUUAUUUGCAUACCUUUCACAAACUAAUCAAUUGGAGGAACUUGAAAAAUGUAUGCUCAAUAUAAAAGUUGAAUGUUUAGACAUUGAACAAUCUCUACAUUUAGCAAGGGGUCAUUCACUAUAUGAUGGUCUCAUAAGUAUUUGGACAAGAGCAUUAGAAGAUUAUAUUGCACCCUUACAAGAACUUGUUCCUAAAAUUACUACAUCAUCAAAUGGAGAGUAUAAAGAUUUAACUAUAGAACUCGGAAACAAAAUUUUGAUUUAUAUGAGUGGAUGUUUACUAGGAAUUGCUUAUCCAAAUAGAGGAGAUAUACCUCAACAUUUACAGGAUGUGGUGAGAAACAAUAUUGUACAAUUCCUUUGUUCUCAACACAGUAUAAAAUCAAAAGAUGAUGAAGAUAUAUAUCCAUAUUUAAGAAUCUUGCUUAAAUUCAAUACUACUGAGUUUCUAAAUGUACUUUCUAUGGCAUUUUCUGAUCAUCAUUUUACAAGUCAGCAAAAACAACGUAUUUGUUGUAUUUUAUCAUCUCUGACAAUGAAUAGCAAAGAUUUAAAAUCCAAUCAACUGGGUUUAGUAUAUGCAUUUAUAGUACAAUGGCAACAAGAACAAGAUAAUUGUAUAAAACCGGAUAAAAAGGUCUUUGAAGCUGUUAUAUCAAUGUUGAUAUCUUCAGAACAAACCACACCUUUUGAAGAUCGGGAAAAAGCAUUUAUUCAACUAAUACGCUCAGGUGCUUUUGAUGAUAAUCCUGAUGUAUUGAAAAUUGCUGAACAAGCUAAAUUUUAUGCUGUAUGCAGAGAUAUUUAUGCUGAACGUGGAGAUUUUAGUCAGAUGUUUAAAUAUUAUAUACUUGAUGAUUCAAAAAAACAUCAGAUAUUUUCAUUCAUCAGUUCAAAACCAGAAUAUUUUGAACAGCUAUCUUAUGACAAUUUAAAGGUAUUAUUGGAAAUAGAUGCUGGUAAAUGUGGUUUAAUUUUUGGUACAUUUUAUCAAAAAUAUAUGUCUGAUGUUAUUAAUCAAAUAAAAACAAAUCAUCAAAAAUUUCUCUUCUUAAAAGGUGCAAUACCAUAUAUAAAUUCCGAUGUUACACUAUGUACUCAUUACAUGGAACUUUUAUGUCAGUAUGAACCAAAUGCUGUAUUGGAUUUUGUAAAAUCUAAUGAUUCAUUACAUUUAACAAAAGCAAUGGCUGCCACAAGAGGAGCCGGGUUGGAUAAUGUUACUGCAAUGUUGCUGGAAAGAUUAGGUGAUUUUCAGGGAGCAUUUGAUUUAUUAUUCAAUAAACUGCAGGAAGCCAUACAAGAGGAAAAUUCUGUUGAAGAAUGUACUGAAGCUUUAAUAGCAUUAGCUCAAAGAGGAUCGGCUGUGCUUGAUCCAAAAUCUACGUGGUUACCAAUAUUACAAUGUCUUCUUAGUCUUCAAUCACACGAACAUUUACGAAAAAUUUUGGAUAUCAGUGACCUUAAUUUAGCCACUGAAAUGCAUUUGCUAAUAAAUAGUUCUACAGGCACUGUUGGUCAUUUCAGGAAUCUAAUAAUGGGUUUAAUUGAUAAAUGUCAGUACGAAUUGGAAAUGUUAAAGUUAUCAGAAGGAUUGCUUCAUGGUGAUUUACAUAAUCAAUUGGCUAAAGCGUUAAAUGUAGCCAAACAUGGUAUAUCGAAUCCUAUAAUAUGUUCCUCAUGUAAACAAAAAUUUAUAUUGGAACCCAUGUUUGUAUUCAGAUGUGGCCAUGGAUUUCAUUCUGAUUGUUUGGGUCUGCACACAACGUGCACAUUAUGCAACUAAUAUUUAAAUGCAAUAUUAAGUUUUAAAUAUUUACUUAUUUUUGUUGUUUAUCAUUGUUAAAUAUUUUUUAUUAUUUUUUUGUUUAUUUCAAUUGUAGUCAAUUAAUAACCUUAUCCUACAUUAUACUAUCAGUUU
Molecule: messenger RNA, 4225 nt
Organism: Sipha flava (yellow sugarcane aphid)
Lineage: Eukaryota; Metazoa; Arthropoda; Insecta; Hemiptera; Aphididae
Gene: Vps8
Product: vacuolar protein sorting-associated protein 8 homolog
Exons: 25
Coding region: 509-4090 (1193 amino acids)
Biological process (GO): protein targeting to vacuole; endosomal vesicle fusion
Cellular component (GO): late endosome; HOPS complex
Molecular function (GO): protein binding
Source: RefSeq, a predicted model, not a curated record